AUGGAUGCGAACAGGCGCCAGAGUGGAAUUCAGCAGUUGUUGGCUGCAGAGCAAGAGGCUCAGCAGAUUGUAAAUGCAGCUAGGGCUGCUAAGUCAGCAAGGCUUAGGCAAGCCAAGGAGGAGGCUGAGAGGGAAAUAGCUGAAUACCGUGCCCAGAUGGAGGCUGAAUUCCAGAGAAAGGUUGCAGAGAGCAGCGGUGACUCUGGUGCAAAUGUUAAACGUCUUGAGGAAGAGACAGCAACAAAAAUUGAACAACUCAAUCAACAGGCUGCAAGCAUAUCCCCAGAAGUCAUUCAGAUGCUUCUGAGGCAUGUCACCACUGUGAAGAACUGA
Messenger RNA from Miscanthus lutarioriparius, 333 nucleotides. The record is from the annotation of a GenBank genome assembly. Lineage: Eukaryota; Viridiplantae; Streptophyta; Magnoliopsida; Poales; Poaceae.